UGUGGAUUCCCCCAGACAGUCUGGAGACGGCUAGCCAGGGAAAUGGGCAGCAGAGCUCCAAAUCAGGCAACAGCACGUGUGGAAGGAGCAGUGACCUACGAGGAGACUCAUAAUUCAUAGACCAAACCUCUUCCAGCAGAGGGCAGUGCCUCAGAUAUCAGGCGGGACCCAGGCCAGCUGGAGCCAGAGCCGGAGACUUCGCGGGACAGAUGACACCAACCCUAGGCUGAGGAGAAAUUGAGCUAAACUGUCCUUUGGAUACUGCGCGGCUAAAUAAAACACACCACAGAGGAAAUCAGAACCAUUAGCGAAGUCGAAGGCUAAUUUGCACGCGUUUCUUCGAAAAAUGUCAAGUGGAAGGAAUACCAGCAAAGAGAAUCAACUUUCUUGGCUGUUUUAUUUUCCCUUCCGCGUCUAGUCCGGAGAUGUUUGGCGUUCUCCGGGUCGUUAGAUCCGCCAAGAGCGGAUCGAGUCCUCAGGCCGGGCCGGGGGCAGCUGAGACGCGGAGGGGCUUCCGCGAGGUCGGGGUGGGACUGUCCGCAGCAUCGGCAGCAGGAACAGCAGCUGCGGGCAGCCGGGCGGAAAAAGGGAGGACGCCGGAGGUUCUGGGAGAGGCCCUUCGCCAAGGCCGUAGCCCCAACCCGAAACCGUCCCCUGGCCGUCUCGCCCAGCAGGGCGCGGCCCCAGCGCCACCCGGUUCGCCCCGGAGAGGUGGGACUUUCCCCACCGGAAGUGAUCCCGUCCAGUCUCGGGGAACUGGGGCACCUCAACCAGUGUGUCAGGGAAACCCUUCCGGGUGUGUGCGGUGGGGGGGGUGGGGGGUGAGAAAAAAAAAAGAGGUGGGUUCGCCUGGAGUCCCAGCGGCCGCCGCCGCCGGACGGCCCCCGCCCCUUUUCCCUCUGCGAGCCGCAGCGCAGGGGCGGCGGUGAGACCAAGGAGCCGGCCGAUGGCCAUGGCCUUGGCGUGACAGAGCCUCCCGGGCGGCCGGGCGGGUGCGGACGGCAGGGCCGGACGACGCCCGCGGGAGCCGCGGCCCAGAGACCCGUCCGGGCAGCAGAGACUGGAGCAGAGCACACAGGCCCGGGCCGGCUCGGCGGCGCGAGCAGGAAGCGGGGUCCCUGGGCCCCUUUGUGUGAAGGGCGGGGGAGGGGUACGGGGCAGCCCCCGGCCGCGGGCUCCUCCGACGCCCGCCUUCCCGCGGGAGCCCCCGUCGGUCCUGCGGCGCCCACCCCUUCCCUCCGGGGGGCGCGCCUCGCCUCCCCCCGACUCCGGGCUGCUCCGGGCUCGCCCUCUCCCCACGCCCCCUGCCUGGGCUUCAGUUCCUAUAGGAAGGGCAUUACCAUCCCAUCCCCACCCACCCCGGCACUUCGCUCUUUCCCCUCCCCCUCCUUUAACUUCCUCUUCUUCCCUCGUUGGGCCCUCGGCUGCUCUGCACUCUCCUCCCGGGUUCGCAGAUUUCCGCCCACCUUCCGCCUCCCAGAGCCGCGCCGCAGCGAGCGGGGUGUAAUUUUUCCCUCCCUCUGGUAGGAGUUGGGGAAGGUGAGACUCAUGAGGGAAUACAAGGUAGUGGUGUUAGGGAGCGGAGGGGUUGGCAAAUCUGCCCUGACUGUGCAGUUUGUCACUGGGACUUUCAUUGAGAAAUAUGACCCCACCAUUGAAGAUUUCUACCGCAAAGAGAUCGAAGUGGACUCUUCCCCCUCCGUGCUGGAAAUUCUGGACACCGCAGGAACUGAGCAGUUUGCCUCCAUGAGAGAUCUGUACAUCAAAAACGGCCAAGGUUUCAUCCUGGUUUAUAGUCUGGUUAAUCAACAGUCUUUUCAGGAUAUCAAGCCAAUGAGAGAUCAGAUUGUCAGAGUGAAGAGAUAUGAAAAAGUCCCACUGAUCCUAGUAGGAAAUAAAGUGGAUCUGGAACCAGAAAGAGAGGUUAUGUCUUCAGAAGGCAGAGCUCUGGCUCAAGAAUGGGGCUGUCCUUUCAUGGAGACAUCGGCAAAAAGUAAAUCAAUGGUGGAUGAACUUUUUGCCGAGAUCGUCAGGCAAAUGAACUAUUCUUCCCUGCCCGAGAAGCAAGAUCAGUGUUGUACAACUUGCGUUGUCCAGUAAAAAAAAAAAAGAUAACCUCAAUCAUGGCCAUACCGAGCAG
Balaenoptera ricei (Rice's whale) is the source of this 2140-nucleotide messenger RNA. RefSeq names its product RAP2C, member of RAS oncogene family (gene RAP2C). NCBI's taxonomy places the organism in Eukaryota, Metazoa, Chordata, Mammalia, Artiodactyla, Balaenopteridae. Gene Ontology annotation, cellular component: plasma membrane. The record is from RefSeq and is a predicted model, not a curated record. Bases 1549 to 2100 code for a protein of 183 amino acids. Gene Ontology annotation, molecular function: GTPase activity; GDP binding; GTP binding. Gene Ontology annotation, biological process: Rap protein signal transduction; negative regulation of cell migration. The transcript is spliced from 4 exons.